AUUAAAAGUUCUAAAACUGGUUUCAAAAUGAAUAAAGCAACUACGAGAGACGUGAUUUUUAUUAUCUUUGCGUCUCUAAGUUCUGCAACGAAACUAACUAUUUACCCUCAACAAGCCAUCAAAGGCAAACCAGUGGCUCUAACUUGUGAAGCAGAGCCUCCAACCGACGACGUCACCUACAUAUGGAUAAAAAAUGGUCACAAAGUAGCAAAUUUAACUACAUCGAAGUGGACCAUAGAGGAAGCGUCGUUAGACACGCGUAGUUUCAUUUCAUGCAUCACAGAAACCAAAAAAGGUGCAAUUUCUCAAGCUGAUAUGUUUGUGAACGUUGUAGCAUUUCCAUCAUUUAUAAUGAGUUUAAAACCUCAUUAUGGGUUUUCAUAUACAAACACAAACAUUUCUCUAACAUGCAUAAUAGAAUGUUAUCCGCCGUGUAACAUCGUGUGGUACGAGGAGGACGCGAAAAUCGACACCGAUAAUCCUCUUUAUAACAUAAAAGAGGAAAUUGUUCCAGCUGAUGACCAAAGAAACAAUUUUGAAUCAUUUAAAUCCACUUUGGUUUGGAACUUGAAAAACUGGCCCAAUCAAUGUUUAAAUAAGACUAGUAGCCCAUCACACUAUACUUGUAAAAGCGAGAGCUUUUUUCGUAAUGUUAACUCGACGACUUAUUUUGAAGUUGAAUAUCCACCUGAAAAUAUUACCCUGUCUACAAAAACCGUUGUAAAUGUUACAGAAAAUGAAACUCCAGAUCCUGUAAUCUGUACAGCGGAAGGUAAUCCAAAGGUUGACUAUGUCUGGAAACAUACUCCCACAGGGUUUGUAGAAGGAAUCGGUAAAAGCCUCAAUUUAAGUAAAUUAUCGCGAUUUGAGGAACAUAAUUAUACUUGUGAAGCUUCUAACAAACACGGGGUUGCAACUACGGAGUUAAAUUUCAAUGUUUUAUAUAAACCAAGCUGCUUCAUAGAACUUGAAACAAUAGACGAAAAAGAAGCUUUAGUUUGUAAACCUGACGGUAAUCCCAGAAAUUUUACGUUUCAAUGGAACCUAACUUACCCCGACAAAGACGUCCAUGAAGAUAUCAUCAACAAAGAUUCCUACAGCUACUUAAUUUUGAAUUCUACUAAGCGCAACUUGAAGAACUAUGAAUGUCAUGUUAAUAACUCUGUGGGUGUGGGUACUCCAUGCACUAAAGCCGUAUCAAGUAGACCCUUCCAGAUAGAUUUAACUGGAAUAGCAGGCGACGUUGAAGAAGGUAUGCACGUUCGACUUAAAUGUGAAGUUAAAGCUACGUUCAUGGUACAAAUAAGGUGGUACAACAAUUCCAAGCGGGUAGAGAAUACAGAGGAUCCAUCAAUAGCUACAGUCUCCACUAACAAAAGUGAUAUUAUUACAAGCUCGAGUAUGUUGAAAUUCACUGCUUCUCGACACCACGACCAUGCAAGUGUGAAAUGUUCCGGUACUAACAAAUUUUUAGAAGACCAUGACAUUCCUCUAGAAAAAACAUUACGUUUGGAAGUACUUUAUAAGCCAAUUGUGACAGUAACAUCCAUCCAAACUACUUUUGUUGAAGACAAAAAUCAAACAGCGGUACUUUUUUGUAACUAUGAUGCUAAUCCACUGAAGCCUGUCACCGCGAAUUGGCUCAAAAAUGGAGAAGUUUUGACUAGAAUCGAGGGAAAACAUACAUUCGUUACACUUAGUAACUUGUCUUUGAUAAUUGCAUACGUUACAAGAGAGGAUAUUGGAAACUAUAGUUGUUUGUUAAGUAAUUCAGUUGGAAAUACCACGUCAGAAAGUCUAACUUUGGACGUUCUAUAUUCACCUACCAUGGAAGUCACAAUGACAUCAUCACUUCCAUCAACAUGUUCGUUCAAGACUGGAAAUAUAACUUUAAGUUGUAACGUGACUUCCGGAAAUCCUCUUUCAUUGUCAAAAAUCUACUGGUUUGUCAAUGAUUCCCUUCUGGAAGAUUAUAUCACCCAGAAACUUUACCAGCCCCAACUGGAAAAGGUGCUACUUACUAAUGAGUCUCGCGUGGUGACUUUAAUAGGUGUUAGUGAAAACUACGUCAAAAAUUUUAUGUGUCAAGGUGUCAAUCAAGUUGGACCAGGCCCAAAAUCGAAACCUCUGGAAGUCAAAAUUUCUUAUCCCGACAUUCCAACAAAAAUAAUUCAAAAACCUGAAACUGUGUUCAAGGGAGACAAAGUGACUUUAGAAUGCUCUGUAGAGGGAGAUCGUCCCAGUAACAUCACCUAUGUUUGGCUUAAGAACAAACAUCGUCUUCUGGAUGUUCACACAUCAAAAUGGACAAUCAAACAAGCGUCUGUGCAACUUCGUAAAAAUAUCAGUUGUUUUGGCACAAGUGGCAAAAGAACGAGUACUCCGGCCAAGUUUUCUGCGGACAUAAAAGCACGUGCCAAUUUUCUCACCAAACCAAGUCCUUAUACAGGUGUACUAAAAUCCAGUCGAUUCGUUUCUUUGACCUGUAGAGUUGAAUGUUCCCCGCUUUGCCCAAUUCUUUGGAUAACAAAAGACCAAGUGAUCUCAACUGAUGCACUAUAUAAUAUUAGUAGAACAGAACACGCAGCUGAUUUUCUUCUAAAUGAUUUCGAGUCGGUGGAAUCAACUUUGACUUUUUCUAGAGAUCAAAUCCGAGACGAUACUUUGGAUAUCUAUUCUUGUAGAAGUGUUUCGCAAGCGUCGCAUGGUCCAGAUGUUAAUGCAUCCACGAUUGUGACUUUAGAACAUCCUCCCGAAGAUGUGAAAGUGUCUGAAAUUUUUGUUGAUGUGAAGGAAAAUCACGUUCCUAAAGCAGUGAAAUGCGAAGGGAAAGGAAAACCUCGUUUAAAUUACGUAUGGAGAAAAGCAUCCACAAAAGAGGUGGUAGCAGUAGAUGACACUCUUGUUCUUGGUAGAUUAUCUAAGUCAGAAGAGGGUAACUAUACUUGUGAAGGGUACAACAAACACGGAAACCAAUCAGCGAAUGUUUAUUUUCACGUUUCGCACUAUAAACCUAUUUGUUCUAUUACUUUUGGCAAUCUCGGAAUGCAACGUGCGCUAAUCUGUAGUGCUGAUACAGAUACACAAGGUCUUACUUUUACAUGGAAAGCCAAUUCUUCUGGGUCACUACAAAGUAUAAAUGGUAUCACUAUUUUUUCACGCAGUUUUUAUACUUUGAACGAAAAUAGUGACAAUUCUAAAAGUUACAUCUGUUUAGUUAAAAACUCUGUAGGAGAGGGAACACCCUGCGAAACGUUUCUACCGAGACCUCCGUCUUUUGCCAAAAUUGACUAUUUUCCUUCAGAAGUGUCCAAGAAAUCCAACGCUACAAUCCAGUGUUCAGUGCACGAUCCAGGUUUUCCCAAAAAUUUGACUUAUAUGUGGUUUCUUAACCAUGAAAAUGUACACAACAGUUCACGAUCUACGUGGAAUAUUUCUUCCGUUUCGUUAGAAGAUCGUAAUAGCACUUUCAUGUGUCUUGUUGCAAAUGAAGCCAGUUUUAGCAUGCCGUCAGAAGAAAUUAGCUUAAAUAUUGUAGCACCACCACGCUUCAUAGAGACUCCACCUAGCUCUUUGUCUGUUUAUUACGAAAGCGAAAAUGUCACUUUAACUUGUAGAGUCGAGUGUUAUCCUGAAUGUUCAAUAACUUGGUUAAAAAAUGGUGAACAUUUAGAAUUGGAUAACAACGAAUUUUAUGACGUGGAAAACGAUACUUAUGAUGCAGAUGAUGAAGAAGGCCUGUUUGAAUCUGUCGAAUCAAUUUUGGUCUGGAAUAUGACGCUCAAUAAAAACGAUCCUGUGUCAAAAUACACCUGUGUCAGUACUAGUGCUAACGAAAAAUCAAAAAUUAGUUUCACUUCUGUCGUUACAAUUGAAUUUGCUCCAGAAAAUUUAACAGUAUCCGACACCAUAGUUGACGUUGUGGAAGACGAAAUUCCUAGUCCAGUUGAGUGUGGUGCCAAAGGACAACCUUUAAAUUAUGUCUGGACAAAAAAUUCGUCUGGAGAAGUCGUGUCAAAAAGCGAGAUUCUCCAACUUGAAAAAUUAUCAAAAUUAGAAGGAGGCUACUACACUUGUACGGUUUCAAAUAAAUAUGGAACUGAAUCAAUUGACGUAUAUUUUAAUAUUUUUUAUGCACCGACGUGCAAAGUUUCUUUCAACAGAACAACGAAUUCUUUAACGUGCUCUGGUGAGGGUAAUCCACCUGAUAUUUCCUAUACGUGGCAAGUUCGUUCUGCUUUUGAUACCACGGUAGAUGAAUCCAAGGUGGUUAAUUCCGAAGGGAAAAGUAUGUUGAUUUUGACAGAUGAAGUCAUGAGGAGAGACUUGGUCGAUUACCAAUGUCUUGUAAACAAUCCCAUUGGGCGCAGUCAGCCCUGUACAUAUAGCAAUGACACAUUUUUGAUGAAUUAG
Molecule: messenger RNA, 4413 nt
Organism: Zophobas morio
Lineage: Eukaryota; Metazoa; Arthropoda; Insecta; Coleoptera; Tenebrionidae
Product: hemicentin-1-like
Exons: 18
Coding region: 28-4413 (1461 amino acids)
Biological process (GO): cell-cell adhesion
Cellular component (GO): cell-cell junction; plasma membrane
Molecular function (GO): cell adhesion molecule binding
Source: RefSeq, a predicted model, not a curated record